CACGCGGCUGCUCAGUGCUAAAUCCUGGGUGGGGAGAGAACCACACCCCGAAUGAAAGGAGAAGUGGGGACCCUCCCCCAGCUCAGGUGUGGACAGUGCCUGGUGGGCAGUGCUGACUGUGUAGCAGCAGCCAGAGGAGUGAGGCAACUGAACAUGAGUAGCCCCAGCACAAAGCCGUCGUGCCUGUCACAACCGAUGGUGAAGAGCGUGCUAGUGUAUCGAAAUGGGGACCCUUUCUUCCCGGGCCGCCGCAUAGUCAUCAGCGAGAAGAAGGUGUCCAACUUUGAGGUCUUCCUGAAAGAGGUGACGGGUGGGGUGAAGGCACCUUUUGGGGCUGUGCGGAACAUCUACACCCCACGCGGUGGGCAUCGCAUCCGGCAGCUGGAGGAGCUCCAGAGUGGAGAGCACUAUGUGGCUGGAGGGAGGGAGGCCUUCAAGAAACUCAACUAUUUGGACAUAGGAGAAGCAAAGAAAAAGCCUGUAGAAGUCAAUAAUGAGGUCCUCAGCAGAGGAGAGAAGAUGGAGGAUAGCUCAUGGAAACAGGUGAAGCCAGUUACACAUAGUAGAAUCAAUGUGUCUGCACGGUUUCGUAAACCUCUACAGGAGCCAUGUACUAUUUUUCUGAUUGCUAAUGGAGACAUCAUAAAUCCAGCAGUACGUCUCUUCAUCCCAAGGAAAACACUGACUCAAUGGGAACAUGUUCUUGAGAUGGUUACAGAAAAAAUAACUCUCAGAAGUGGAGCUGUGCACAGGCUUUAUACUUUAGAUGGAAAACUGGUUCAGAGUGGGUCAGAUUUGGAGAAUGGGCAAUUUUACAUUGCAGUGGGCAGAGACAAGUUUAAGAAGUUGCCUUAUGGUGAUCUACUCUUCAGCAAGUCUACCAUCAGAAGACCGCAAGGCUCCAAAGCCUCUUCACUGCCUCCUAUUGCAGGAUCCCGAAAAUCUAAAGGGAGUGGGAAUGAUCGACAAUCUAAAUCUACUGUUGGAUCCAGCGACACGGGAGAGAUGGUAUCAUCGCCUCAACCUCCAAAAAGAAAAGAAAAGAAAACACAGAACCAAGAGGAGAGCCAUUCUUCUAAGAAAAACACAAAAGUGAAACAAAAUGUAAGAGUAGCGACCUCAACUUAUGCUGUCCAAGACAAUGUGGCCAGUUUUUUCUCAAGAUGUGAGCAAUAUCUUCCAGCUGAGACAUCAGUGAACUUUAUUUUAUGGGGAUGGAAAGAUGAAGGUAUUUACAAAGCUGGUGAACGGUCUGAAAUGUUGGGAGCAGUAGAAGUCCAAGAGGAUGAAGACACUCGGGUAGAGGUGCCAGUGGAUCAGAGGCCAGCAGAAACUGUAGAUGAGGAAGAAAAUGACCACCAGGAAGAAGAGAAAGAUGAGGGAAAGGAAACAUAUGGAGAGAUGAAUGGAGAGGAAAGUUGGGAGGCUGAUAAUGAAAGGAAUGGGCUGAAAGAAAAUGAAGAGGAAGUAAAUGGGCAUUAUGAAGAAGAGGAGGGAGAAGAGGAGGAGGUUGGCUCAAAGGAGGAAGAUGAGACAACCUCCUUAAAUGGCAAAACAAAUGCAGAGAAUGGUGAAACAAUGGAACAGCUUAAUUGUCACAAUGAAGAGGAAGCAAAAAUACAAGAGGAAUUGGACCGUCAAAGCCAGGCUGAUUCUCAUUCUGAAAAAACAUCAACAAACCCAAGAGUAACUAUCACCAGCCCACAAGAAAGUGAAAAAAAUGAACAAACCAAUGAAUAUGCUGCUGUGGCAUAGACAUGAAAAAGGAUGUUAGCAGAAAAUUAAGGAUUGUAAUAUUUGAAAUUGAAAGCAUGUUAUUAUCUGUUAUUGAUAAUUUAUAAUGUGGAGAUAGAGUUGAGUACCACCUAUUGAGUCUUGAAAUGGUAUUGCCAUAUAGAAUGACAUAGAUAAUGAACAUGAAUGUUUAUUAAAAAGAAGAUUGAAUUAUUUUCUCAAGAUGUGACUUUCAGAUAGAUUUUAGGGGAAAAUAUAGGGGGUUUGUUUAGCAAUGCAGUAAAUAAAUGAACUAUUUCUUCUGUGUUAUAAGAUGAUAAAUAGUAAUAGAAUCAACUCUGUGUGGCAUUGUUCCAAUGUGCUCAAAAAAGCAUAAGUUAGACUUCAGAAUUUUUCAACAGAUUUAUCUAGGAAAGAUAAAUAUUUUUGUGACUUUUUAAUUUGUGUAACGUUUUUCCUAGAUUAAUAAGCUGCUAAAAAUAUUACAUGUACUUUGUUUUCAAGUAUAUGUUUCAGAGAGAAUGAAUCAGACUCUCUACUCCAUGGAAUUAUACCCGGCUAGAACUGGUGCAGUGCAAUGGAGAGUCUUUCCCAAUGUUACUGGACAGUGGCUUUCCAUUGCAUUCAAUUUAGGAGCAGUAAGGAAGAUUGUAUUAAUGCAAAGCAUGUAUUUAGCACUAUAAAUAUAUGUUGUACAGUUUAAAUUAAUGCUACAGCUUGUUUGCUGCUCUGAGAAGCCCUAUUGAUUUCUCCAGGUGUACCAAUGUAUAAUGAUCCACACAUGUGGAGAAAUUUGCAGGAUUUGGGCUGUUGAGGAAGACAGCUUCUCUCAGAAACAUAUUGAUUUAUUUGCUUUUCAAAAUUUGGUAAUGUAUCUGGUCAAAAUGCUAAAUGUAUAUAAUAUUAUCGGUUAAGAAACCUAAAGAGCAGGUACAUAGAAGUGCAGUUAGCUUUGACUAGCUUUAUAAAGACUGGAUUUUGAUUGGUUUGAAAUUCAACCAAUAAGAAACUAAUUUAUCACUGAAAACAAUAACCCAUAUCCUCAGUUGGUGUAGAUCAGCAUAGUGCCAUUGAAGUCAGUGGAGCCAUAUGAGUUUACAUACCACUUGAGGAUCUUGCUCACCAGUUUUGCACAAAACUCUGUGCUUUAAUUUCACCUCUUCUAAUUAGCUGGUUCCUGAUAGGCUGUGAUAUCAUUUGCAUUAGUAAAUAAAGCAUUCAUCUAGAAUGUGGUAGCUUUGAUGACAUUGACUCUAUUGCCCCUUUGGAGCCAAGUCUUAACCAAUGCUGCCAAUAAGUAGGAAGUCAUAAGCACAGGGUUAUUCUCGGAUCUUGUGUAUAAAUCAUUUAUUGUACAAAAGCAAGUGGGACUUUUAGGUCUUGCUUAGGAGUAGCUUAUUUUAUUGCUUAUGCUAGAAAACUGUUACUAUGAAAGACUUAAUGUCAUUUUUAUUGUUGAUAAGAAAAUACUAAAUUCAUGAAAAAAUGCAAAAAAUGUUUUUGAAAACUGUGUAAAAUCACUUAUAAUUGGAAACCACAAAUUUCUCCAGCCACUAUUUUUCUUUUAAUUUAUUGUUUUAUGUAUUUGAUAACACUUUGUAACAGUCUGUCUCAUUCUGUAAAAGUCAGUGUCUCCCAUACUGAAAAUGUUCUUCUCCAUAUUAGUGGGAACAACAAAAUCUUCAUCCUUUUUUGUUUUUGUUUUGUUUUUUAAAGACUCUUCUUUACCUUUAUUUGAAAGGUAAAACUGAAAUUGUUUUUUUAAAUUAGUCAGUUAUAAAAAUUCGACAGUAUACCAUUAACUUUUAUUUAACUUUAUUAACUUACUGCAUUUCAUGAGGAAAUAUUCAAUUUUUAAAUACAAAUUUCUGUCCUAGUUAUCUGCAAAACAUCUUUGGAUGCUUUUCUAUAAAGUUGCAACAGCUUUUUAGAAAACAGGAGCAUAAGCAUUUUCAGUAUGUUAUCUCUUGCAGUGACAUAUAAUAUCAUUACAAAUAUGAGUGCUGGUACCAGGCACUCUUGUGUUAUUUCAAAUAGAGAGGUUUAGCUUGCUGGGACACAGGUAGUGCUGAUGACUUCCCAGUAAAACUGAAACAAAAAGCAUUGCAACUGUGUGUGUGGGGCCCUGACAACAGAUUUUCUGCUUGCUUGGUACAUGUUUGCUGGCUUAUGCAAGUUAUGAGUAUGCAUUAUUGUAUUAACUUCAAAUGCAGAAAUUAGAAUUUUUAAAAACAGUUUGCUUUUAAGGAGAAAGAUUCUAAAUUUGAUUUUAGAUCACAAGCAGCUUGGUCUUUUAACCCAAUCUUUGGAGGAUUGAUUUUAAGUCUGACAACCUAGUCCGACAACCUAGCACAGCCUAUACAUGUGCUCUAAAGUGUUUCUAUUAGAACGCGUUGGAGCAGACAGCUGGAGCGUUCUAAUUAGAAUGCUCCCGUGUGCUGCAGUGUUGCAUGUAUUCCCUAUCCCACGUUUCAGAAUGGCAGUGGGGAGCUUUAACUAAAGCUCGGCAAACAAGCUUUAAGGCACCCAUGUGGCCAUUUUGAAAUGUGGGACACUAAAUACAUGAGACACUGUGGCGUUUUAAUUAGAGUGGCUCCCAAAAGCUGCUUGAAUUAAAAUGCCCUUCCCCCACCACCCAGAAGCACAUGUAUUGCCACCCCUAGUGAUUACAAUGCAAGCAGUCUGAUCCUACAGUCUUUGCAUUGUACAGAAGUCAAAUUCUGUGGGCCUGUUUCUGCGAAUGUAGAAGACAAUGUGGUGCUCUGAUGAUAUCAUAACUAUUAGAUAGAUAAGGCAUGUGUGUGUGUGUGUGUGUGUGUGUGUGUGUACCCACAUAUGUGUGUGUAUAUAUUCUAGCCAGUUCUAGGCUUUAUUCUAUACUUGACAUGGUGACAUAAAACCUUUUGUAAACACUGUAGUAAUUUUCAGAGCUGUGAGGGUUUAUGCUGAAGGUUGAUAAUGUUUUCCAGCAGGGGGGCCAGAAUGACCCAGCUCAGGUAUACAUACACACACACACAUAUACAUGCACAUAAACAUAUGCACACAUAUACAUAUAGUGUAGUUACGGUGUGUAAAUACAGAGUAAAUACAAAUAUAUAGUGUAGUUAGGUAUAUGUAUAAUGUAUUUACAUAUUAUAAUAUUUGAAAAUGACUUAACAUUGUGUAUUUUCAUUUUUGGAUGUUUGUCCUGAGACACCAUGCUGAGGCUUAAUGGUGAUCCCCUGUCUUCUGACACAUGGGUCCGUUUUUAAGGUAUUUCAGUUUAGGCACCAUAAAUGUAUGUACCCAAAAUUGCUGUUCCAUUUGAAAAUCUUGGCUUUUAGGAGAGGAAGCAUUUUCUCAGGAUUAUAGUACACAAAUUAAGAAUGGACUUGUUUAUAUAUGUGUUCUUCACCAUUGGCAUUCAACCAGUAAUAAGAGUAACUUUAUCUCUUCACUGGUGCUAUCCAAGGAAAUUAUCAAAAUCCCUGUACAUCUUUCUAAUUUGUAAACAUUUUGUGGAGUUAUAGUGGGAGAUUAAGUUUCCAGUUCAGCAGCUCACUUAAGCAUAUGCUUAAAUCCCCUCAGAUUACAGCAGACACUUAUAAUUAAACUCAGACCUAAAUGCUUUGAUGAAGUAGGUGCAAAAUCAAAUUACAAUAUAUCUCAAGUGAAGUGAAGACAAAAGUGAAGAAAUUGUUUUAAAAAAUCCCAUCUAAAAUAGGAGUAAGUAAUUUAGCAGAUAAUAAAUCACUCCAAAAUAUCAGAAGGUACAAAACAGAGUGUUGCCUAUUGGUAUUUUGAAUAACUGUCUUAGAGUUAUAUUAAAGUAACGUUUAAAGAUUACCUAAAACUAAAUAAAAUAUCUUAAGGAAGAAUAGAUUUGCUAAAAUUAUUUUAUUAUAAAGCAGCUUAUUUUUUAAACCACAAAUGCAAUAAUUCACAAGAGGACUUGUGAUUUACUCUUACAGCUGAGUUGUACGCACAGCUAAGCUGUACUAGAAUAUCCCAUUAUUUUUGUUACCCACUGCCUCACCCUGAUUUGUUCCAUCCACUUAUGUCCUGAUGUUUAGAUUAUAAGCUUCAUGAGGAAGAGACUGCCAUUUACUGUAUGUGUGUCUGCUGUGGAGGGCAACAGCAAUAGUAAUAACAGGAGCAAUUCCCCAGGGUAAAUAUUCCUAGAAAACAUAAUUCUGUGUGGUCAAAACUCUUCCCUUUACCUUUUAGCCAAAAACACUCUGGACAUGCCAGUAUACAGUAAGCCAUUCACUUACUUAAGGAUUGCUAUUUAUGGAUCUGUGUGUGUGUGUGUGUGUGUGUGUGUGUGUGUGUGUGUGUGUGUGUGUGUGUGUGUGUGGGGGGUGUGGGGGCUGUGUGAAAACGUGGACAAUGCAUGCAGGUAAAGUUUUGUACCUUUUUACGAUAGGUAGGAUAUUACUGGCUUCUCGUGAUAUCUUAUAUUUAUAAUGCAGGACACCCUUACAACCAGUAAUAUCCUACCCACUGAAAAGAGACUACAUGUGUUUUCUUAAGUAAAACAUAUUCUUAAGCAUUUUGCUGCACUAAGGUAGAACAUUUAAAACACUUAUCUGGAUGCUGGUAAGAACAGCAGCCUACAACUAGCAGUAAAUCUGCCAGGAGCUGAGGAGCUCAGAAAAAAAUAAAGCGAUUAGUUUGGAAUAUUCAGGGAAGAGAUCAGCCCCUCUGCACAGAGCAGGGGGUGGGCAGUACUGACUGGGUCACAAGGGGUGGCCCACUGUCAGUAGAAGGUUGCCAAUUCCUGAUAUACUUCAUCAGAUGCCGUCAGAUACCAUCUGAAGAAGUACGUUGUUAAGUAUGAAAGGUCAUGUCUCCCUCAGUCAGUCAGUCUCUAAGGGCUUUUUUACACAUGCUCCGGGAGGUUGGAGUGGGUGGUGCUUUAAUUAGUGAAUCAUGCUAAUUAAAAGCACCCGAUCAUCACGUGUAUCCCCACACUGAAAAAUGGUUGCGGGGUGCUCUGCACUAAAGCUUAUCCAAGCUUUAGUUCAAAGCACUCCAUGCCAUUUUGCAGCGCAGAGAUGCUGAUACACGUGACGCUAGAGUCUACUGGAGCAUGUUCAUUUCUGCGCUUCAGCAGACUCGAUUAAUUGAGUCUGCUCUGAUGCUCUGGAUUUCCAGCACAUUGAAACAGGCUCCCUGCAUGUGUAUAGGAGUCCUAAGAUCUUCCCCCAUUCUGCCUUCAAACUAACACAGCUCUCUGCUCAAGGAAGAAUAUAGAAAUCUUUCCUUCUAGCUACAACAUAAUGGCUAUCUAAAUCAGAACAUGCCAUUAAAUCAUAGGGAUGAUGCACAUAUUACCUUCAUUAGCAUAUAAUACCAGCAUUCAAGUGUUGCCUGCAGAUGUCUACAUUUCAUGAAAAACAGCAAAAUACAAAUAUGCAUAUAGACGAUAAAAGGCAGUUACCUGUGUUAGUCUGAAGUCAGCAGGGUAGGGAAGCACCUUAGAUACCAACUAGUUCAGAGGCAUACACUUUUGUAGAUGAGACUCCUUUACCAGAUGCUCUGGCAAAGGAGGCUGCCACCUAUGAAAACUUAUGUUCUAUAUACCAGUCAAUAUACAUUAUGAUUAUACUGUGAUUAUAAUAUUUCCAUGAAAAAAGAAAGUGAAGUCCUAGCCCCACUGAAGACAUUGUUAGAAUUGCUGUUGGCUUCACUAGAGCCAAAGUUGCAGUCAGUAUAUAUGAUUCAUGAGCCCACUCAACCACAAAUUCAGAAGGUGCCCACUGCCCAUAUGGUCCCUAGUUUGGCAUAAAUGAGAGAGGUUCACGCCUUAUAAUAUAUAUCGAUUACAUGCUGUUUCAUUAUGGUGAUUUGCUUAUUUGUUUUAGUGGGCAGUUAAAGGCACUAUCAUUAUUCUUCCUGUUCACAUUAGUUAAUCUUUGUGAGCAUUAGCGAUUCUUAGUUGGAAAAUAGAACAUGAACCUUUUCUCAAGAAUCUCACCUGUAUGCACCCUUAGUCCUGCACAAGUAAUUGGUAACUCAGAGUGAGGGAAAGGGAGAUCAAGCUCUUAAUUUGAGCUGCCUACUUGGAAUAUUAUUUCAAGAUAUUUGUGUUUUCCAAACUCUGAAGUGAAACAAAAGAAAAUGCUCCCCAAGAUGAAAACCCUCUCCUUACUAUCAAGCCAAAGUAGCUGGUCUGGGCAUUGAUUCCUUCCACUUGCCUCAUUCUCAGCUUCCAUGCUAGUGAUACACCUAUAUGGGAUGCUCAUGCAGAACUAGGCCACGGGCUGCACAGAUAAUUAUAGGUACUUUUCAACAUUAUUUUCUCUUUCCCCCACUCUUCCUGUUCAAAAUGAGUGAUAUCAGCAACAGCUCACAAAGAAACAACCUAAAGAAGAAGGCUAAGUUUCCCCUCACAGGCUAGCCCAACGAUAUGCUUGGUAGCAAACUAUGGUAGCUGGAAGAAUUCAGUAAUAAUUGCAGUGGUGUCAAAGGCAUGGCUCAACAUAUCCAAACCAUAAUUUCCAGCUGGAAUCUACCUGAUUUCCUUUCUGUCCAAAGAGGAGAAAUAAAAGGAACUUUGGCAGUUAUCCUGUCACAGCCCUUGCCACAAACUCAUAUGGUUACAUUAUUUUUUUUAAAAACAAACAUUAAAUAAAAUAUACUUUGCAAACCUACUAUGUAAAUCAAACACUAUAUUGUAAAAUGAUAGAAUGCUUUUGGUAACAAAACACCUAUUUAUUUAUAAAGAGAAAUCUAUGCCUUCA
Alligator mississippiensis (American alligator) is the source of this 8459-nucleotide messenger RNA. It is a transcript of the gene DCDC2, whose product is annotated as doublecortin domain containing 2. The record is from RefSeq and is a predicted model, not a curated record. The transcript is spliced from 13 exons. Gene Ontology annotation, biological process: cilium assembly; intracellular signal transduction; regulation of cilium assembly. The coding region runs from base 52 to 1755 and encodes 567 amino acids. Gene Ontology annotation, cellular component: kinocilium; microtubule; microtubule organizing center. NCBI's taxonomy places the organism in Eukaryota, Metazoa, Chordata, Crocodylia, Alligatoridae.